AUGUCAGCCACUAGUCCUCUUCCUUCAGAUAUAGCAUCUACAUCAGCAUCCACUCCUGCAAUGUCAACCACUAGUCCUCUUCCUUCAGAUAUAGCAUCUACAUCAGCAUCCACUCCUGCAAUGUCAACCACUAGUCCUCUUCCUUCAGAUAUAGCAUCACAUCAGCAUCCAAUCCUGCAAUAUAUAGCAUCUACAUCAGCAUCCACUCCUGCAAUGUCAACCACUAGUCCUCUUCCUUCAGAUAUAGCAUCUACAUCAGCAUCCACUCCUGCAAUGUCAACCACUAGUCCUCUUCCUUCAGAUAUAGCAUCUACAUCAGCAUCCACUCCUGCAAUGUCAGCCACUAGUCCUCUUCCUUCAGAUAUAGCAUCUACAUCAGCAUCCACUCCUGCAAUGUCAACCACUAGUCCUCUUCCUUCAGAUAUAGCAUCUACAUCAGCAUCCCACCUGCAAUGUCAAUCCCCCUGCAAUGUCAAAUACUGGUCUUCUUCCUUCAGAUAUAGCAUCUACAUCAGCAUCCACUCCUGCAAUCAUCUACAUCAGCAUCCACUCCUGCAAUGUCAGCCACCUAGUACUCUUCCUUCAGAUAUAGCAUCUACAUCAGCAUCCACUCCUGCAAUGUCAACCACUAGUACUCUUCCUUCAGAUAUAGCAUCCACAUCAGAUUCCACUCCUGUAAUGUCAACCACUAGUACUCUUCCUUCAGAUAUAGCAUCCACAUCAGAUUCCACUCCUGCAAUGUCAACCACAGUCCUUCCUUCCAGAUAUAGCAUCUACAUCACCACUCUGCAAUAUAUAGCAUCUACAUCAGCAUCCAAUCCUGCAAUGUCAGCCACUAGUCCUCUUCCUUCAGAUAUAGCAUCUACAUCAGCAUCCACUCCUGCAAUGUCAACCACUAGUCCUCUUCCUUCAGAUCUAGCAUCUACAUCAGCAUCCAGUCCUGCAAUGUCAGCCACUAGUACUCUUCCUUCAGAUAUAGAAUUCACAUCAGCAUCCACUCCUGCAAUGUCAACCACUAGUACUCUUCCUUCAGAUAUAGCAUCUACAUCAGCAUCCACUCCUGCAAUGUCAGCCACUAGUACUCUUCCUUCAGAUAUAGCAUUCACAUCAGCAUCCACUCCUGCAAUGUCAACCACUAGUACUCUUCCUUCGGAUAUAGCAUUCACAUCAGCAUCCACUCCUGCAAUGUCAGCCACUAGUCCUCUUCCUUCAGAUAUAGCAUUCACAUCAGCAUCCACUCCUGCAAUGUCAGCCACUAGUCCUCUUCCUUCAGAUAUAGCAUCUACAUCAGCAUCCACUCCUGCAAUGUCAGCCACUAGUCCUCUUCCUUCGGAUAUAGCAUCUACAUCAGCAUCCACUCCUGCAAUGUCAGCCACUAGUACUCUUCCUUCGGAUAUAGCAUCUACAUCAGCAUCCACUCCUGCAAUGUCAGCCACUAGUACUCUUCCUUCGGAUAUAGCAUCUACAUCAGCAUCCACUCCUGCAAUGUCAGCCACUAGUACUCUUCCUUCGGAUAUAGCAUCUACAUCAGCAUCCAUUCCUGCAAUAUUAGCCACUAGUACUCUUCCCCUCAGAUAUAGCAUCUACAUCAGCAUCCACUCCUGCAAUGUCAGCCACUAG
Molecule: messenger RNA, 1620 nt
Organism: Acanthosepion pharaonis
Lineage: Eukaryota; Metazoa; Mollusca; Cephalopoda; Sepiida; Sepiidae
Source: the annotation of a GenBank genome assembly